Messenger RNA from Plectropomus leopardus (leopard coralgrouper), 5113 nucleotides. It is a transcript of the gene stbd1, whose product is annotated as starch binding domain 1. Gene Ontology annotation, molecular function: starch binding. Gene Ontology annotation, cellular component: membrane. NCBI's taxonomy places the organism in Eukaryota, Metazoa, Chordata, Actinopteri, Perciformes, Serranidae. The record is from RefSeq and is a predicted model, not a curated record.
AUGAAAAACGGCAAUACCGUGGCCGUGGAGAGACGCAUGGAUCUGGCCUCUUUCUUCUGCAUGAUCGGGAGACACGGUCCGGCCGUGGCUCUGGCUGUGAUAGCGAUGAUAUCCGUGCUGGCGGGCUUCAUCAUCUACCGGACCGUGCGGAGGAAGAGGAGGAAGGCCACCGCAGACGACGGUGACAGCACGAGCCCCGGAGCGGACAGAGACGCAUCGGUGAUCCCGCCGAGCUCCGAGGAGUCACACAGCACCAGGGAGUCAACAGACGUGAGUGAUGAAGGCUCAUCAGACGUGACGGAGGAUUUUGAUGUUAUUCAGAGUGAUCUUAAAAUGAGACACCGCCGUGCUGCUGCUGUUGCUGCUGUUGCUGCUGCUGCUGCUGCUGAGAGCAAACCUCCACUUUAUACUCCUCCUAAGAUUGAAAUCCAAGUACCAGACUACAAGCACACCACUUCAGAUGAAACGGAGGAAAUGGCAGUUGUGUUGGACUCUAAUGAAGUACCAGAGAUGUAUGCAAAAGAGGCCACUCAGAGCCUGCAAAGUGAUACUUACACUGAGGCUGAAAUGGUGGCGGAGGAUGCUGUUGAUUGCCAGCAGGGAGAAACAGAUGACGUGAUUAAGGAUGUGUUGGAAGAGGUCCAUGAUAAUGAUAGCUGCUGGAGGAAGCCUGAGCCAAUUAGUGAUGAGAAUCACAAGGAGAAAGAGAAGGUGUCAAAAGCAGAAUGCUGGGAAGAUGAGGACGUGACCACAGACAAGGACGUUUUUGUCAAGACAGCCAGAGAAGAGGAGGAAAACCUUCAGUGUGCUUUGAACAGCGCAGUGCACUUUGAACAAAGCCCUUGUAUGAGUGAUGGUGAUAGAACACAAGAUGAUAAAACCACAAACAGCAUAGAGUCCAACCUGGAGGGGCCUGUCAGUGUUAUUGAAGAUGUACCUGUCCCUUUCAUAUGUUAUGGCAAAGAUGGGGAGUUUGAGGAGGAGAGUCAAGAUAGUAAUGAUUACAGUAGUCAUCUGGGCAAUGCUCACCUCUCUCUAGGAGAGGAGAAGAAAAAAGAGGUUGAGGAGGCAGAAGGGGAAUGUGUAGAUCAACAAGCUGAGAUUGGGUCCUUAGCAUCUGAAGAAGAAAUAAACCUGCCAUCUACACAGCAGGAGCAGUGUGAUUGUGUGAUGGAUAAGGUGGCGCCACCCAUUCAGGACAGAAGUAGGGUUGAAGAUAGUGGUCUAACUGGUAAAGAAGUUAUAGAUGAAGACCACUUAAAUGAAUUUACAGCUGUCAAAUUUGACACCCAGUCGCCACAGUUUGCCAAGCAAGAUGUGGAAAUUGAACAAGAGGAAAAUGGUCUUGCGUGCGAUCAAGAGAACAGCGUUCUUCAUGAGGAUCAUGUGAAAGAGAAAUUUCUGACUAGUGACAUCAUCAUUGCCCGCUGCGAAGAACAUUACAGCUCAAAUGUGGCACCCAGCUCUUCUCUGCCCUGUUUGAGUGCUCCCGUAAGGGCUGAUAAUCAUGAUGAUGGUCUGCCAGAUAUGACCACUGAUUUUAAAGCUCAAAUUUCUGGCAUUGCAGAUUUCCCUGACUUGUCACUGAACCAUCAAGAACCACCAAAAGAAGAUGAAAUAGAUCCUUCUCUGGUUGAAGACACUGAUUCUGCUGUUCUUAGCCCUCAAAUGCAGUCGCAUCAGACAGAAAAUCUACCUGAAAACAACAAAAAUGGCACAGCUAUAAUGUUGGCUGAAGAAUGCAAUGACCAAGUGAAUGAACCUCAUGUACAGUCUUGCUUCAAAGACCAACAAGGUAUGGAAACUAAAAGAAGUGAAGCUUUGGGAGAGGCAGGUGUCACUCCUGCUCCUGAUAUAGUUGCUUGUGAUGGUGAAAUCACUACUACCCGUAGAACGGCUGAAGUUUCUGACAAGGCAAGUACUGCUGAUCCCGAUACAGUAGAAAAUGCACCUUCUGUAAUAGUUGGAGAAAUGUUUUAUCCUCUGCUGUCAUCCAUUUGCCAAGACCAGAAAAGUGACUGCAUGCACAAUAAUAAAACUUCUGACAAGACGGGGCUUGAUUCUGCUCCUGCAGAUGAUUGCAAUAAUGCACUUUUAAAUCCUGAAGAAAUACCUUGUCCUGACAUGUUGUCUCUGUCCCAAGACCAACAAAGUGACCAUGUGGAAAAAAACAAAACUUUUGAUGAGACAAAGGUUAAUUCUGCUAUUGAUGCACCCACUUGUGAUAAUGCAAACAUUACUUCACCAAAAAUGUUUGAAGAAAUAUUUCAUCCUGACGCAUCUUCCUCUCAAGACCCACAAAAUGACCAAAUGGAAAAUAAUGAGAUUUUUCAUCAGGCAGAGGUUGAUUCUGCCAUUGGUGCACCUGCCUGUGAUGACACUGCCAUUUCUUCACCAAUAAUAUCUGAAGAAUCUCAUCCUGACGUGUUGUCUUCCUCCAAAGACCAACAAAGUGACCACAUGGAAAAUAAUGAAAUUUUUCAUGAAACAAAGGUUGAUUCUGCCAUUGACACACCUGUGUGUGAUAAUGCUACCAUAACUUCUCCAACAAUAUCUGAAGAAAUAUGUUAUCCUGACAUGUUGUCCUCCUUCCAAGACCAACAAAGUGACUGCAUAGAAAACAAUGGAACUUUCAAUGAGACAACCCUUAAUUCUGCCAUUGAAGCACCUGCUUGUGAUAAUGCCACCAUUACUUCUCCAAUAAUAUCUGAAGAAUUUUAUCCUGACAUGUUGUCUUUCUCCCAAAACCAACAAAGUGACCAAAGUGUUGCUCCUGUCAUGACUGAGGACAACGGCUCUCCCAUUUAUCAAUAUCACUUGCUGUCUUUGGAGCGACGUGAUACAGUGGACAAUGACUUAUCAUUUGCUCAUGUUGCUGAGGAGAGUGGGAUUUCGAGCAUGACUGUCAGCCCUGAUGCCGGUAAUGAGUUUGACGUGAUCUUUGAAAAUGUGGCGCUUCCCAUGAUGGAUUACGAUCUACAGCCUGAAGGACAGACAGAGGUUCAAAACAGCCUCUUUGCUGAUGAUGUAGCCGUAUCCGUCAUUAAAGAGGAUACAGCAGGUAUGGUGUUUGGGCCUUACUCAUCACUUCACUCACAGCCACCCCACAGUGAGUGCACGAGUUGGACUAAUUAUGAAUCAGUUGCAGCCAACGAGGAUGUUUUUGGCCAUGAGGUUGAGGAUAGUUACCACAGAGCAAUGGAUCAGUUUAUGGCGCAGAUUGUAGACAGUGUCACGAGCUACACUGAUGAGCUGAAAAAGCAGGCAGAUGUGAAAGUUGUUGUUGAGGUUGAAGAGGUUAAGGAGAAAAAGACAAAGGCAGGUGUUGAAAAGAAAGAGGAAACAAAAGCAGAGGAAAAAGAAGAGGACUAUGAAAAGACUGAAAUUAGUAUCAUGGAGGCGACUAUGGACCAUAAUGAAUGGAUCAUGGAAAAUAACUACCAAGUCCUUCCCUGGAUGAAUCUUUCUGUCCCAUCUUUUACUGAAGACCACACAAAAAUCAACCAGCCUCCCACUGAGGAGUGCCAAAGCAGCUCUGCUGUUACAACCACCACUUCAAUGCAUGUAGAUACAACAUAUAUCCCACCUUCCACUGAAGUCAAACAGACCAGCGCUCUCUCUGUUGUCGACGAAAACAUGGACAGUAACAAAAAGGUUGUGGCGGUCCAGCCCAUGCCCCAGAAUGUCAACGUGACCUUCCGUGUCCAUUAUUUAACCCAAUCACCAUACCAGACAGUGGCUGUUACAGGGAACCAGGAGGAGCUGGGGAACUGGAAGAGUUUUAUCCCACUAGAGAGGGCCAAGGGUGGGCACUGGUCCACAUUGGUCAGCCUGCCUGCAGAGAGCCACGUGGAGUGGAAGUUUGUUGUGCUGGACAAGGGUCAGGUGUGCCGCUGGGAGGAAUGUGGCAACCGCCUCCUUGAUACAGGCUUCGGAGAUGACCUGCUGGUGCAAAAAAUGUGGGGAUACUUGUAAGAGGUGAGAGAGGAAAAAAUUGAGAGUGACAUGUACAGAAUGGUUUGGCACUUGAUACUGAACCAGACCAACCAACCAAGUCAAGUUUGUUUGUACAGCCUGUCACAAGACCCAUAUGAGGACACAUACUCCUUUAUGCUGUAUCUUAUCAUGAAUACAUCCUAGUAAUCAUCAGUUUGGAAAAUUUGGGGGUCAUCAAGAGGUCUAUAGCGUAGGUGAGAACUGGGAUACAUUGAAGAGUGGCUUGGGUUAUGGUGUUGGGUUUUUCAAGAUGUCAGUGUUACAUAUAACCACUGAUCCUACAACUUCUAAUUUGAACCAUAUUUAGUCUUGAUGCCUAGACAUAUUUUGACUCACAUAUUUCUGCUCAUGGGGAUAAAACAGGCAUCUACUGGAACUUUUUCUUAGAGGAUUGCACUCUAAUAGCCAGUGUUUUUUUCAGGGAACUGAAAAGAUUGCCAUCACAAUUACAUAAAAUGUCUUCCUUUUUCUCUGUGGCAGUAUCUAUAAUUAUGCAGAUUGGGCCUCUUUGAAAGAUGUAAUGCAAGUGUUUGUGCAAAUGGAGACUUUAUUAUACUGUCCAUAUGCUGCUUAAAUACUUCCCAACAAUCUAUGAGAAUAAAUGCACAUAGUUCACUUUUACUACAGCAAUAAUGAAAGCAAUAAAUGUAUAUUGUAUACUGUAUAACUGGUCUUAUAUCAGGUAUUCUUAUGUGUUUACCACUGAACUGUGAUGAAGUUGUUACUUUUGAUGCUGCUUUUAUCUCCUGGGACUGUGUGCAUGCAAGAUUGUCCCAUUGUUGUUCCAUAAAUGUGCCUUUUAGUCAUUAAUUUUUUUCUAUUAAUAUGUUAUAAUACAUCACAGCGGUAUUUUUUCUUUCUUUUUAAAUCAGCUUUGCUGGCCACCAUUUUCUGUAACUACGACUUUUAUUGGAUUACUUAGAGUAUAUUGAUUAAUACCUUAAAACUAAUGUCACUUUUUAUUGUCAAGUUUCAGUGCUUUAUCAAUGUAGACCAUAGUCUAUAUCUCAGAUCAUGUCAGAGUAUCUUGUUAUGCAAUACUGUGAUGAUAAUGCUACUCUUGAAUGUGUUUAAGGUGAAGUUGGUUACCAAAUAAACAAAUCUUCCAAGUAUGUCA